AUGGACAAUGUGAAAAACGACUGUAGUGUUACUCAAGAAGAGAAGGAAACAUUGAAGAAAAAUCUCAGGUAUUUCCAGUUGGAUUCAUUGAAGCAUUGCUGCAGAGGUUAUUGACUAGGGAGCCAUGGAGUGACGCUAGUACGUCCAUAGUCUAAAACAACGCUGGAAUAUGUCAGGCAGCGCCGCUGCCAGGGUUGAUUGUGAUUCUGUUUUCUUUAUUUCAGUGAGCAGGAACAGCUGGUGGAGCGUCUUGCAGGAGAAAUAUCAAAGUACAAAAAGGAAUUAAAGGUGAUGAAAAAUGAAAGAAAGAAACGAAAGGAAAACGAGAAUAAAAAGACACAAGUUGACGCAACUUUAUUUGAAGAACGAAGAAAACCUACAUAUUCUGAUAAGCAGGUGAAUGAUGUCUGGUUAUAACUUCGUCUUGGUCGCAUGCUACCAGUUUGACUUUCUCCUGGUUAGGAAGAACAGUUUAGAACUGAUAGAGUUAUCCAGUGUAAAUAAAGUUGGUUUAGGUUUCCUCCUGUAGUAACACUAGAUCAAUAAGAGAUGAUCCUUACUGCACCUUUAGGAAGAACAGUUUAGAACUGAUGGAGCUAUACAGUAUACAUAAAGUUAGUUUAGUGUAUAGGUUUCUUCCUGUAGUAACACUGGAUCAAUAAGGGAUGAUCCUUACUAGACCUCUAGGAAAAACAGUUUAGAACUGAUAGAGCUAUCCAGUGUAAAUAAAGUUAGUUUAGUUUAGGUUUCCUCCUGUAGUAACACUGGAUCAAUACGAGAUGAUUCUUACUGGACCUCUAGGAAGAACAGUUUAGAACUGAUAGAGCUAUCCAGUAUAAAUAAAGUUAGUUUUUAAUUAGGUUUUUUCCUGUAGUAACACUGGAUCAAUAAGAGAUGAUCCUUACUGGACCUCUAGAAGGAACAGUUCAGAACUGACAAAGCUAUCCAGUAUAAAUAAAAUUAAUUUAGUUUUAUAGAAAAGGUAGUUCUGGCAUUUUAAAACUCAGUUUUGGCAUUUGAAAGGGGAGUUCUGACAUUUGAAAAGGGAGUCCUGGCUUUUGAAAACAGAGUUUUUGCAUUUAAAAACGGAGUUCUGGCUUUUGAAAACGGAGUUCUGGCAUUUUAAAACUCAGUUUUGGCAUUUGAAAAGGGAAUUCUGGCAUUUGAAAACAGAGUUCUGGCUUUUGAAAACGGAGUUCUGGCAUUUGAAAACUGAGUUUUGGCAUUUGAAAAGGGAGUUCUGGCAUUUGAAAACUCAGUUUUGGCAUUUGAAAAGGGAAUUCUGGCAUUUGAAAACGGAGUUCUGGCUUUUGAAAAGGUAGUUCUGGCAUUUUAAAACUCAGUUUUGGCAUUUGAAAGGGGAGUUCUGGCAUUUGAAAAGGGAGUCCUGGCGUUUGAAAACAGAGUUUUUGCAUUUAAAAACGGAGUUCUGGCUUUUGAAAUCGGAGUUCUGGCAUUUGAAAACUGAGUUUUGGCAUUUGAAAAGGGAGUUCUGGCUUUUGAAAAGAUACUUCUGGGAUUUGAAAACCAAUUCAUUAGUUAUCAUUGUUCUGAUAAUAUAAGCACUGGCAUGUGAGUUAUCAUAAUUAAAUCCUUAGUUAUCUGUAACUUCAAACCAGUAUACCAACUUUAUUCCUCACCAGGCAAAGCUGCUGACGCAAGCUCAAGCAUUACGUCACGAGGCAGAAACGGCGGUUAACGAGAUGGAGGACGCGGCAAAAACUCAGCUUCAUAAUCUAGCCAAUCAGAGCCAGGUUACACUCAGUGCUAUAGAGGGACGACUUACUAGAUCAAGACGAAGGCUUGAUGAAUUUCAAACUUUCGUUAGGGUAUGUCGUUACAGCAGCAAGAAAAUUGAACUACACUUUUUAAUAUUCUAUUUAUUCCGGCCUCCAAAUACAAGACUACUACACACAAUGAAAAGAAUUAACAUUAUUUUGUCACAAUGAUAACAGGCAAUUCCCAUUAUAGACUAAUUUUAAAACUAGGCAAGGAGAUGCAAAUAAAUCACCACAGCUAGAAAGAGCAUACUAAAAUGAAUGCAUGCAAUUGCAAAGAUUGGUUGCGAAAUAUUGUAAAAUGCGGAAAAUAUAGCCUUGCAAAGUUUGCAAAUUUUGUGUACUUUUGUAUUGCGUGCGGAAAUUGCUACCAUUUUCGGCCCAAAUGUGGUAGGAAUUUCCGCACGCAAUACAAAAGUAUACCAAAUUUUCGAACUUUGUAAGGCUAUACUUUCCGCAUUUUACAACAUUUCGCAAUCAAACUUUGCAAUUUUACUCAUUUUAGUAUGCUCUUUCCGCGGGAAUAUACUUUUGCCAAGAUAAAAAAUUUGUCUAUAAUGGGAAUUAUAGACUAAUUAAGGCCAGGGUCAAACGUCGAACAAAACAUGCGCCGAACCUAAUGCAAAUGAAGUGAAACAAAGAACUUAGCUCAUUAACAUUAGGUUCGGCGCAUGAAAAGUUCGACGUUUGACCUAAUAUAACUGCAGGUUGACCACCAUCUGCUGCACGAUGGUGCUGGUAAAACUCAUCCAUUGCUUGAAUUCGACCUCUAUUUCUUUAUUUAGACGUUAACGCAGAGACUUACAGAGCAAAUUAGCAACAAGAGACUGAACAUGAAGCAAGAACAAUUUCAGAGACUGGAUGAAGAGAAGAAAACAUCAUCGAUGGUCCAGGCUUGCGAGUUGGCUAGCUCCAUUCUCAAUAUGUCCAAGGCAGAUAUCGAUGAGCUGCUAGAUGUUGAUAUGUAUGAGGUAGUGCUGUUGUUUUAGAUUUUGUAUUGGUCGCAAUAACGUCAGAAUUUGGGAAUGUGUAAUUGUUGGAGAGAAUCUAGUUUAGUUUAUGUUUCCUCCUGUAGUAACACUGAAUCAAUCAAGAUGAUCCUUACUAGACCUCUAGGAAGAACAGUUUAGAACUGAUAGAGCUAUCCAGUAUAAAUAAAGUUAGUUUAGUUUAGGUUUCCUCCUGUAGUAACACUGGAUCGAUAUGAGAUGAUCCUUACUGGAUUUCUAGGAAGAACAUUUUAGAACUGAUGGAGCUAUCCAGUGGCAGUACAUGUAUAAGUAAAAUUAUUUUAAUGUAUAUUUUAGAUUGAUGACAGCUCAAAGCAAGAUCAAGUGAGCGAAUGGAGAGCACAUGUAGAGGAAAUAUUAUCAAAAGAGGUGGGUUUUCACGGUCGAUGGUACCUUUCCUCUGAGGGGUGGGCCUGGAGAUUGUGGGUCUCCAAGUUCUGCAAUGUAGGUGAGAGUACAACAUAUACACCCCCAUAAUCCAUAUAUACCCCUGAAUUUGGCAACAAGUUAAAAACCGGCUAGCCGUAGAGCAGCAUACUUGCAUCAAAUUAUUCGCGCAUUUGUUUUCAUGUAGGAAUCAUUCGCCACACCUUUGAUUCAACUGUUUCUGGACAUUGUUGAAAAUCUUCUCGUGUUGGAAAGAGGAAUUAGUGAUGGCAGUGAAACUGAAAUACGAUAAGUCGAACUUUUAUAUACAUUAUUUAUUUAGAAUGUGAUAUAGUGGAAAUACUGUGUGCAACAAGUCGGGCCUUCGUAGCCUGUUCGCAGGUUAAGUCUGAGGGUGAUUGAUAUUCAGUAUUCACUGAGCAAGACAGUACAGAAUAUGGUUUAAUGCGUACAGAAAAAUGAGCUGUUGAACGUUUGCAGAGAUGUGAACCCUAAGUAACAAAAAUGCGGGUGAUAUAUAAUUUUUGACAUGACGUCAUUUUUUGUUGUUGAGAAAAUUGAUUGGUGAUUUAUAAAAGCCUUGCUAAGCCCCAUAUUUCUAACUUCCAUAGAUAUUUAUAUUCUUGUUUAUGACAAAACAGAUGUAUACAAACGUCUUAAGAGUUAAGUCUAGUUGAAGUAGAAGUGCGCAUGCAUACACUCUACCAACCAAAAACAGAACAACGAAUCAAGAAUCAGAAGACAGAAUCACAGAAUGCGGGUGAAUUGCUAUAAAAUUUGCUAAUGCGGGUGAUUUUAUGUG
Messenger RNA from Paramuricea clavata, 3977 nucleotides. The record is from the annotation of a GenBank genome assembly. NCBI's taxonomy places the organism in Eukaryota, Metazoa, Cnidaria, Anthozoa, Malacalcyonacea, Plexauridae.